Cercospora beticola is the source of this 1105-nucleotide messenger RNA. RefSeq lists its product as uncharacterized. NCBI's taxonomy places the organism in Eukaryota, Fungi, Ascomycota, Dothideomycetes, Mycosphaerellales, Mycosphaerellaceae. The record is from RefSeq and is a predicted model, not a curated record.
GUUGGUCCCUGUCACAGCGUGCCUAUUGCAGCAAGAUAGGAGGAAACUGUUCGGUCCUUAAUGCAACCGCUCUCACACUUGCCUAGCCGAAGCGCGACAUGUGUGGCAACAGCAGCAUACAUAUACAUUGUGACUGACCCCAUUGCAUUGCACUCCAUCCAGCACAAACCCAUUCUACACUACAGACUUCCGCUCGCUUCAUUCCAGAUUCAUCACGACAUAGUACGCAUCCUACACCACAAUCAAGGACUAUACUGAAAGACCGAAUCAACCAUGCGCGGCCCCGUCUUCGCUCUCUGUGGCUUUCUAGCCUUUGCGUUCGCUGCCCCUCAGCCACAGGGCAACAACGCCAACGCUGCACACAGUGGCAACAACAUGAACGGCAACAACGGCGGCUCCUCUGGAAACAAUGACGCCCUAGCUGCCAAGCCGCAGCAGUGCGCUGGUCCAAAUGGUCAACCAUGCAUGGACAACGCCGCAGCCCAACGAGUCGCCGAGAAUUUCCGCACCCUGAUCACCAACUACUCCAAUGAAUCCGCCGCAGCUUUCCUCUCGCCAGACUUCGUCGACUACUCCGAUGGCGUCAACUUUCUGAUCAAUAAAGGCUGCCCACAGGGACCAGAAAUCCUCGGCCAACCAACUUUCACAUCCCUUGAAGACUUCCAGGCUGGUCAAGGCUCUCAGGCGAACAUUCCUUUCACGAUUCUCAACGUCUGGCACAACUGCGACUCCGUCACCAUGCGGUGGAUGACACCAGAGCCGGCAACAAAUGUGCAGCCACCUCAGCCUGUCACUGGUAUUGUCGUCAUGGAAGUCUGUCAAAAUGGCGGCCAGGAGCCAUGGAUCAUCAGCACUGUCUACUCGGAGUUCAACUCUGGCGCCUGGCUUUACAGCUUGGGAGAAUUCCAGCCACAGUGCUCAAAUUAGAUAUCGUUCGCUGGUCACUAGAGACGGAAAGUGGCAGUUACACCUUGCUAAAGACGCGACGACUUUGAAUGUCGACAAAACAGGAGCAUGAUGCGAUGGGAUGCAGCGAGCUUUUGGGAACAGAGGUUGCGGUUUCACACGAGAAAUGGUUGAUAGGAUUGAUAAUAGCUAGGGAAGA